AUGGCAUUGUUUACAUCUGAAAAGGUUCAACCCCACUGUAUUGAUUCAACACUCAACGGCUCAAUUCAUAAACAAAACAGAAAUAAGAGCGUGUCAGUAUCACCAAAAACACCUUCACUCCCACUUCUUCUCUUUUUCAAACUGCCAUCUCUCUCUCUCUCUCUCUCUCUCGCUCGCUCGAUUUCUUAUCGAUUCUUCCACCGCUCUUUGCGCUUCUUCCAGGGAGAAACUACAGCGUAUUCAGUUCUUAUUUGCUGACUAGUUUACCUUGAUUUGCUUCUGAUUCAAUUCUGCUGCAUUAGGUGAGACCAUGUUCAAUUCAAAGAAAUCUCCUUUGAGAGCUGGUAAACCCAACUCCGUGACUCCUGUCAAUGAUGUUAAACCCUGGUCGAACCCGUUUGAUUCUGACGACGAGGAUGAAAAGGAUAACAGAAAGUAUAAUUCCUCAAAGAAGACUCCUUCAGAACGAGCACUAGUUACGUUAGAAGUUAACACCAACCCAUUUGACGACAUUGAUGACAAUAAGAAACCUUCGUUGUUUACGUAUUCCCAUCAAUCAGCAGACAGGAACAGGAUUAAGAAUAGUUUUCGUGAUUCUGGUGAUGAUGAUGAAAAGGAUAACAAAAAGUAUAAUUCCUCAAAGAAGACUUCUUCGGAACGAGCACUGGUUACGCUAGAAGUUAACACCAACCCAUUUGAUGAUAUUGAUGACAAUAAGAAACCUUCAUCAGUUACGUAUGCCCAUCAAUCAGCCGACCGGAACAGGUUUAAGAACAAUUUCCGUGAUUCUGGUGGAUUAGAGAAUCAGUCUGUUCAGGAGUUGGAGAGUUAUGCUGUUUACAAGGCCGGGGAGACUACAAAAUCUGUCCACAAUUGUUUGAAGAUAGCAGAGAACAUCAGAGAGGAUGCUACCAAGACUUUAGUCACCCUUCAUCAUCAGGGUGAGCAAAUUACCAGGAGUCAUCAAGUCGCUGCUGAUAUUGAUCGAGAUUUAAGUCGGGGAGAAAAGCUUUUGGGAAGUCUUGGUGGCCUCUUCUCCAAAACUUGGAAAGCAAAGAAGACACGAACAAUAACAGGCCCUGUUAUUUUUGGAGAUGAUCCGGUUAGAAGCAAGGGAAACCACUUGGAACAGAGAGAGAACUUGGGAUUGACUUCUGCAUCCAAAGGGCAGUCUAAGCUGCGGCCUCCUCCUCAGGAACCAACAGCUGCACUUGAAAAAGUCGAGUUUGAAAACGAGAAGCAAGAUGAUGCACUGUCGAAUUUAAGUGAUCUUUUGGGAGAGCUUAAAGAUAUAGCUGUUGACAUGGGAUCUGAAAUUGAGAGACAUAACAAAGCCUUGAGUCAUCUAGAUAAUGAUGUGGAUGAGUUGAAUUUCCGAGUGAAAGGAGCUAAUCAACGCGGUCGUCGUUUACUUGGAAAAUAAGAUUGAUGUUCAACUUUUAAUCAUUGUUUCUUCAUACUGUAAUGGAUCCAUCAUUUCGGUUACAAACCUUUAGUAGUUUACUCUUACUGAAUCGUUAUUUUACUCUAACUGAAUUUGCAACAUAUUAAUGUUGCCUUGUUAUGAAUUUUUAUUGUAGAAUCAAUCUGUUCAUAAAAACUAACAAACCUGUAGUGAUAAGUA
This is a messenger RNA of Lathyrus oleraceus (garden pea), 1624 nucleotides long. RefSeq names its product SNAP25 homologous protein SNAP33. Gene Ontology annotation, molecular function: SNAP receptor activity. The transcript has 6 exons. Gene Ontology annotation, cellular component: SNARE complex; plasma membrane. The coding region runs from base 311 to 1423 and encodes 370 amino acids. Lineage: Eukaryota; Viridiplantae; Streptophyta; Magnoliopsida; Fabales; Fabaceae. The record is from RefSeq and is a predicted model, not a curated record.